Molecule: messenger RNA, 1395 nt
Organism: Cynara cardunculus var. scolymus (artichoke)
Lineage: Eukaryota; Viridiplantae; Streptophyta; Magnoliopsida; Asterales; Asteraceae
Product: protein UNUSUAL FLORAL ORGANS
Exons: 1
Coding region: 1-1395 (464 amino acids)
Molecular function (GO): protein binding
Source: RefSeq, a predicted model, not a curated record
AUGGAAGCUUUUGUUGAUCAUACCCAUUAUGUCACCACCUUUCCAUUUUCUUAUCCUUUCGCCACCACAACCACUAAUCCUCCGUGGAUGGACUGCAGGAUAUGGAGCAGACUCCCACAAAGGCUUAUUGAUCGAGUUAUUGCCUUCUUACCACCUCCUGCCUUCUUCAGAGCUCGAUCUGUAUGCAAGCGAUGGUACUCCCUCUUAUUCUCUCAUAGCUUCCUGCAAAUGUAUCUCCAGAUCAACCCGAAACCCUACUUUUUCAUCUUCUUCAAGCAAAAAACCACUCAUCCUAAAACAACCACCACUACCACCACCACCACCACCACUAUCUUUAAGCCAACUAUCACCACUGCUGCUGCUGAUGACGUUGUCCCCAAGGAAGGUUAUGUCUUUGAUCCCGAAACUCUCUCAUGGCACCGUCUCGUCUUUCCAUUAAUCCCACCAGGGUUUUCUCCCACUUGUUCCUCCGGUGGACUCAUCUGUUGGGGAUCUGAUGAAGCGGGUUCCAAGGGUCUGAUACUCUCAAACCCUCUCUUCGCAUCUCAGGUAACUCCACUUCCGUCCACCCUGAGACCGAGGCUGUUUCCUUCUGUAGGGUUAGCCAUCACAAACUCUUCCAUAGAUGUUAUGGUAGCUGGGGACGACUUGAUAUCUCCUUACGCCGUAAAGAACUUGACUACUGAAAGCUUUCAUAUAGACGUGGGUGGGUUUUAUUCCAUUUGGGGCACCACUUCUUCUCUCCCAAGGCUUUGUAGCCUGGAAUCUGGCAGGAUGGUGUACGUGCAGCAACAAGGAGGUUCAACAAGUAAAUUCUACUGCAUGAAUUAUAGUCCUUUCAGUGUGUUGGGAUAUGAUAUGGCAAGAAACGAGUGGUGCAAGAUCCAGGCGCCGAUGAGGAGGUUUUUGAGGUCUCCGAGUCUGGUGGAGAGCAGAGGGAAGCUGGUGCUGAUAGCAGCUGUGGAGAAAAGCAAGCUGAAUGUGCCGAGGAGUCUGAGGAUGUGGCGAUUGCAAAGCUGCGGGACUACAUGGGUCGAGAUAGAGAGGAUGCCACAACAGCUGUAUGCACAGUUUUCGGAGGUGGAAGGAGGGAGAGGGUUCACAUGUGUUGGAAAUGGGGAGUUUGUGGCGGUGAUGAUUAUGGGGACGGCAGCCGAGAAGGCGUUGCUGUUCGAUUUUGGGAGGAAGAGGUGGGUUUGGAUUCCUCCAUGUCCUUAUGUCCCCGGUCAUGGUUGCCGUGGUGGUGGCGGUGACGGUGACGGUGGCGGUGACGGUGGCGGUGACGGUGGCGGUGACGGUGGCGCAGUUGAAUUGAAUGGUUUUGCGUACGAGCCUAGACUUGCUACACCGGUGACUGGACUUCUUGAUCAGCUGACUAGCCUUAAUCCCUUUUAG